Molecule: messenger RNA, 2012 nt
Organism: Beta vulgaris subsp. vulgaris (sugar beet)
Lineage: Eukaryota; Viridiplantae; Streptophyta; Magnoliopsida; Caryophyllales; Amaranthaceae
Product: protein NRT1/ PTR FAMILY 5.2
Exons: 4
Coding region: 218-1972 (584 amino acids)
Biological process (GO): transmembrane transport; dipeptide transport
Cellular component (GO): membrane
Molecular function (GO): tripeptide transmembrane transporter activity; dipeptide transmembrane transporter activity
Source: RefSeq, a predicted model, not a curated record
UACUAAGUUUAUAGUCGGAUAAUAGUCAAGAUAACUAGCUACCAAUAAUCUCCUGCAACCAAGGAGGCAGGAUCUCGCUAUCUUAUAAAUUUAAGGAAUCCGAAAGUAGUUACAUGCAUCUCCAAAAACCAUCCCCUCAAAAGCCACUAUACUAAGUUACUAAAUAGCUACUUUAAGUUUCGCCAAUUAAGCUAGUUGACAUCUAAUUUUGUCGUCAAUGACGACAUCUAUGGGUGUGGAAGAAGGAGUAGUUGAUGAUUACACAAAGGAUGGAACUGUUGAUCUCAAAGGCAACCCAGUUCGUAGAUCUAAACGUGGUGGUUGGAGAGCUUGCUUCUUUGUUGUUGCAUAUGAGGUGUUUGAAAGAAUGGCAUACUAUGGAAUAUCAUCAAAUUUGGUGUUGUAUAUGACAAGAAAACUCCACCAAGGAACUGUGCAAUCGUCCAACAAUGUCACCAACUGGGUUGGCACUAUUUGGAUGACUCCUAUUUUGGGCGCUUAUGUCGCCGAUGCCCACCUUGGACGUUACAAGACUUUUCUCAUUUCAUGUGCCAUCUAUCUCUCGGGAAUGUCAAUUUUAACCUUAUCGGUUUCAGUUCCUGGGCUGAAACCACCCCAUUGCAAUGAAGCCCACAUAACCAAUUGUAAACGGGCCUCAACACUCCAAUUAGCUGUAUUCUAUGGUGCACUCUACACACUAGCAGUUGGCACUGGUGGGACUAAGCCCAAUAUUUCAACCAUUGGGGCAGACCAAUUUGACGAAUUUGAGCCCAAGGAAAAGGCCCAUAAACUCUCAUUCUUCAACUGGUGGAUGUUUAGCAUUUUCUUUGGGACCUUGUUUGCCAACACAGUCCUAGUCUACAUCCAAGACAAUGUGGGCUGGGCUCUGGGUUAUGGGCUACCCACUAUCGGGCUCGCGAUAUCAAUCUCAAUCUUUGUAUCUGGAACCCCAUUUUAUAGGCAUAGAUUGCCUAAUGGGAGUCCCUUUACAAAGAUGGCAAAGGUUAUGGUCGCUGCCUUUAAGAACCGAAAAUCGCCGUUGCCUAGUGAUCCUAAGCAACUGUAUGAGCUUGAUUUGGAUGAUUAUACCAAGCAUGGCAAGUUCAGGAUAGAAUUAACUUCUUCCUUGAGGUUCCUAAAUAAAGCCGCGUUGAUCACUGAUUCGAAGGAUCCUUGGAAGCUAUGCACAGUCACACAAGUGGAGGAGACGAAGCAAAUGCUGAAAAUGAUUCCAAUCUUGAUUUCUACAUUUGUCCCAAGUACCAUGUUAGCUCAAGUAGGGACCCUUUUCAUCAAGCAAGGAACCACCCUGAAUAGCAGUGUAGGCAAGUUUCAUAUCCCUCCUGCAAGCUUAACUGGAUUUACAACACUUUCAAUGCUCAUCUUUAUUAUAAUUUAUGACAAAGUCUUUGUGAAGUUAAUGAAAAAGAUAACCAAAAAUCCUAGAGGAAUCACAUUGCUUCAAAGAAUGGGGCUUGGCCUAAUCCUACACACCAUCAUCAUGACAAUAUCAUCUUUAGUAGAGAGGAGAAGGCUUAGUGUUGCAAGAGAACAUGGUUUGGUUGAAAGUGGCACACAAGUUCCCAUGACAAUAUUUAUUUUGCUCCCUCAAUUCGUUCUCAUGGGUGUGGCCGAUGCAGUCCUUGAGGUUGCUAAGCUCGAGUUCUUCUAUGAUCAAGCUCCCGAGGGAAUGAAGAGUCUUGGGACUUCUUAUUCAACUACAACUAUUGGUAUUGGAAAUUAUCUAAGUAGUUUUCUCUUAACAACCGUUUCCCAUGUUACAUCAGAGCAUGGACACCAAGGAUGGAUCUUGAAUAACCUUAAUGCUUCUCAUCUUGAUUACUACUAUGGAUUCUUCGUCAUACUUAAUGUGGUAAACUUCAUCUUUUUCUUGCUCGUAGCUAGAUCUUAUGUUUACAAGGUUGAAAUUUCUGAUUCAAUGGAUGUGCUUAGAGAUGAAUCGGAUCAAUAAUCAUCCUUUAAUAUAUAAUAGAUGAAGGUAUUAAUUAUCA